Molecule: messenger RNA, 447 nt
Organism: Penaeus chinensis
Lineage: Eukaryota; Metazoa; Arthropoda; Malacostraca; Decapoda; Penaeidae
Product: integumentary mucin C.1-like
Exons: 4
Coding region: 1-447 (148 amino acids)
Source: RefSeq, a predicted model, not a curated record
AUGGAUCCUGCAUUACGAGAAAUUAUAUUACUGAAUGUUGAUUACAAGCAGUGGGGCUACAUGCACAGAGCAACUACCACUGCAACUACCACUACAACUAUUACUACCACUACAACCACUUUAAUUACCACUACUCUAACAACUACCACUACAACUACCACUACAACUACCACUACAGCUACAACCAUUACUGCUACCACCACUCUCUAUUUCUUUAGCAGUCACUCAGUCAUAUCUCAUGCCGGUGUCCUAACUUUCUCACAGCGAUUUCGAAACUGCCACCCCCCAAACCCCCAAUGGAAGACAAAGAAUGCUCCACAUGUUAACGACAGGGUAGAGUGUACAACUGGCAAGAUAAGCAGUCCUGCAUUCUCCAUGGCUUUCAUGCCAUCGGUGCUUAACUAUGAGUUGUCUGAUCACAAGGAAGUCAAGCACUUGCAUAUCUAG